AUUUGCCACCUCCAAUUCGAGAUCUGUUAAAUUUAUAAAACUCCUGGUGGCGCGUUUGCCCCCACCGUCUCUCUGUCUCUGCUAGUCACACAGCAGUAAAAAUGACGACCUCUAUGGGACCUCCACCUCCUAAAAACCCUAACCCCUCGCCCUCCACCGCCGCCUCCUCCACCACGAUGACGACCUCCGAACAACCCAAAACUCUCGACGAACCUCAAGAUUCUUUAGUGAAAGGCCAUAUGGGCCCACCUCCACCACCGCCCCCGAGAAACACUAUACCUUCCGAAUCGGAAGCCGUCGAAAAUCCAAAUUUGAACUCACCCAAUUCCAAUUCAAUACAGCCCUCUGAACAGAGCGUGAAGCGGUCCUCAGUGCCUUACACCAUUCCUGAAUGGAGCGGGCCUCCUUGCCAUAACUUUUACCUUGAAGUUCUCAAAGAUGGCUCCAUCAUUGAGCAAUUGGAUAUCUACGAGAAGGGGGCUUAUAUGUUUGGGCGUGUAGAUCUCUGCGAUUUUGUUCUUGAGCAUCCUACCAUCUCUCGAUUCCAUGCUGUUCUCCAGUUCAAAAGAAAUGGAGAUGCCUACCUUUAUGACCUCAACAGCACACAUGGUACUUUCAUUAACAAGUGUCAGGUUGAGAAAAAGGUUUAUGUGGAACUACAUGUUGGUGAUAUCAUUCGAUUUGGCCUUUCAUCUCGAUUGUACAUAUUCCAAGGGCCAUCUGAAUUGAUGCUCCCGGAAAAAGACUUGAAGCUUCUUAGAGAAGCUAAGUUCCGGCAAGAGAUGCUUGAUCGAGAAGCUUCACUUCGACGAGCAAGAGCAGAAGCAUCUGUUGCAGAUGGUAUCUCAUGGGGCAUGGGAGAAGAUGCUGUUGAAGAAGAUGAGGAUGAUGGCGAUGAAAUUACUUGGCAAACCUACAAAGGACAACUUACAGAGAAGCAGGAGAAAACCCGUGAUAAAAUAAUCAAACGAACUGAAAAGAUUGCUCAUAUGAAGAAAGAAAUAGAUGCUAUUCGUGCUAAAGAUAUUGCUCAAGGUGGGUUGACACAAGGGCAGCAAACUCAGAUUGCUCGGAAUGAACAAAGAAUGACACAGAUCUUGGAAGAACUGGAAAACUUGGAAGAAACGUUAAAUGAAAGUAUCCAGGAAAGUAUUGGCGCACGUGCUGGAAGGAAAUCUAGCAGCAUGAAAAAAGGAACAGCAGAAGAUGAUGAGGAUUUUUUGAGUGAUGAUGAUGAAUUCUAUGACCGGACAAAGAAGCAUUCAAUACAAAAGUCAAAUGAAAAUCAAUCAAUUGAAACUGCUGAUAGUCUUCUUGACAAGAGAGACAACAUCAUGAAAGAAAUGGAAGACAAAAAGGAGUUGCUUUUGAUUGAGAAGAAUAAAACAGCAUUUGAAACUGCAGCAGAAACUGAAGCUGGAGACACACUCGAUGCUUACAUGUCGGGACUGUCGUCUCAACUAGGGCUUGAUAAAACUGUACAAAUUGAAAAAGAAUUGUCUGCUCUCCAAUCUGAACUGGAUAGGAUCUUCUUUCUCUUGAAAAUUGCCGACCCAUCUGGAGAGGCUGCUAAGAAAAGGGAUUCAAGAGUACAAGGACAGAAACCUGAUAAUUAUAAAGCUGAAGCACCUGCUGCUGCUACCAAAAAGCAAUCUACUGUGGAACCAAAGAAAAGCAGUGGGGUGGGAAAACCAAUAGAUGCCUCGAAGAAGAAAGACACAACUCCAGAUUCCAUGGUUGCUACCAUAGAGUCAGACAAUAAGCCAGAAGCUGACAAGGUUGUUGAUGCACCUGAGGUUAAACCUGCUGUUUACACUGUUGUAAAGCCUCAGUGGCUUGGUGCAGUGAAUGAUACAGAAGUGAAAGAGACGAAACAAGAAGUGUUGAAUAUAGAUGAGGCUUACCAAUUCGUGGAUUAUAAAGACAGGCAAAAGAUCUUGCUUAAUGUGGAUGGUGCACAGGAUAAGAUGGAUUCAGGCAUUGAAAGUGCUGCUCCUGGGUUGAUAAUAAGGAAGCAGAAGGAAACUGAGGGACCUGGAACCAAUGAUAACAAAGCUACUGAACAGUCCAUGGCAUCCACCAUAGAAGCCAAGCUCACAGCAGAAGAUGCUGUGGCAUUGUUACUGAAGCAUAAGAGAGGAUAUCAUGCAGAAGAUGAGGUUGGAGGACAUGAAAGCCGGGAAGUAGGCCAAAGUCAACAUAAUAAGGAUAACAAAAGACCAAAAAGAGUGCUUGGCCCUGAGAAACCAUCAUUUCUCAACGGCAAUUCAGAUUAUGAAUCAUGGGUCCCUCCUGAAGGACAAUCAGGUGAUGGGCGAACCUCUCUGAAUGACCGAUAUGGAUAUUGAUGUGACAUUCUUGUCUUGUCAUGACAUGGGCCCUAAGCAUGACCUGUUGUGGGCAAACAUGUUUUACAAGGGUAUGAUGACGCUGAACUUUACUUAAGCCUUAAUGAUGACAGUUCGAGUCAGACGCAUCCUGCAAAAUAAUGUGCUUUUGUUUAACAACUCCAAGGCAAAUAGAGAAGGGUGGUUGAAAGCUGUUCUGUGUUAUUGAUCUAGUUGCAUUUGGCGAACUUAUAAUUAAAAAUCAUUUAGGUUGGAGAUGUUCUUCAGGGAUCAUUUCUAGAUCAAGAGAAUGCCACACCUUAGUUGCAUUUGGACAAGCAUUAAGGGUCAUGAAGGAUUUAAUGCACUAAUGUCCAGAAAAAUGCAGUUUAUACUGAUGUGUAAAUAUCAAAUAGUUUCGUCCAAACAUGUAGUCAAAUAAAAAGAUACUAGCAAUUCAAGCAAGGAUUGGUUUUGGAA
This is a messenger RNA of Hevea brasiliensis (rubber tree), 2807 nucleotides long. RefSeq lists its product as uncharacterized. Bases 102 to 2348 code for a protein of 748 amino acids. The record is from RefSeq and is a predicted model, not a curated record. The transcript is spliced from 12 exons. Gene Ontology annotation, molecular function: mRNA binding; protein binding. NCBI's taxonomy places the organism in Eukaryota, Viridiplantae, Streptophyta, Magnoliopsida, Malpighiales, Euphorbiaceae.